AUGCGAGACCAUUAUGGAGAUGACGCCGUACCACACUCUACUACAGCCUAUUACACUCUACUACAGAGAAAUACGCUUCACUACAGAGAAAUACAUUCUACUACGCUCUACUACAGGCUACUACACUCUACUACAAGCUACUACACUCUACUACAGAGAAAUACGCUCUACUACACUCUACUACAGGCUAAUAUACUCUACUACAUAGAAAUACGCUUUACUACAGAGAAAUACAUUCUACUACACUCUGCUACAGGCUACUACACUCUACUACAGAGAAAUACGCUUUACUACAAAGAAAUACAUUCUACUACGCUCUACUACAGGCUACUACAAGCUACUACACUCUACUACAGAGAAAUACGCUCUACUACAGAGAAAUACGCUCUACUACAGAGAAAUACGCUCUACUACGCUCUGCUACAGGCUACUACACUCUACUACAGAGAUAUACGCUUUGCUACAGAGAAAUACAUUCUACUACAGAGAAAUACGCUCCACUACACUAUACUACAGGCUACUACACUCUACUACAGAGAAAUACGCUUUACUACAGAGAAAUACGCUCUACUACAGAAAAAUACGCUCUACUACACUCUACUACAGGCUACUACACUUUACUACAGAGAAAUACGCUUUACUACAGAGAAAUGCAUUCUACUACGCUCUACUACAGGCUACUGCACUCUACUACAAGCUACUACACUCUACUACAGAGAAAUACGCUUUACUACAGAGAAAUACGCUUUACUACAGAAAAAUACGCUCUACUACAGGCUACUACACUCUACUACAGAGAAAUACGCUUUACUACAGAGAAAUACAUUCUACUACGCUCUACUACAGGCUACUACACUCUACUACAGACUACUACACUCUACUACGGAGAAAUCCGCUUUACUACAGAGAAAUACAUUCUACUACGCUCUACUACAGGCUACUACACUCUACUACAUGCUACUACACUCUACUACAGAGAAAUACGCUUUACUACAAAGAAAUACAUUCUACUACGCUCUACUACAGGCUACUACAAGCUACUACACUCUACUACAGAGAAAUACGCUCUACUACAGAGAAAUACGCUCUACUGCAGGCUACUACACUCUACUACAAGCUACUACACUCUACUACAAGCUACUACACUCUACUAAAGACUGCUAAACUAGACUAAGU
Messenger RNA from Hydractinia symbiolongicarpus, 1176 nucleotides. RefSeq lists its product as uncharacterized. Lineage: Eukaryota; Metazoa; Cnidaria; Hydrozoa; Anthoathecata; Hydractiniidae. The coding region runs from base 1 to 1164 and encodes 387 amino acids. The transcript is spliced from 3 exons. The record is from RefSeq and is a predicted model, not a curated record.